Messenger RNA from Schistosoma turkestanicum, 529 nucleotides. The record is from the annotation of a GenBank genome assembly. Lineage: Eukaryota; Metazoa; Platyhelminthes; Trematoda; Strigeidida; Schistosomatidae.
CUGUGGUUGAUAUUUUCUCUAGCCGACAAGGUUCUCGAUGACAAUUCAAACAAGUGUUUCAUCUGCUCCUGCCAAUAACACAAAUGAUUUCAGUAUCAGAAUGCGUUUCAAAGUUGGUCUUUUCUCUCAACUCCCAACUCCUGCAAAUGGUGCCAGUUUACCAUUCAGAAUGGAGGCAUUGUUGACUCCAAGGAUUACUGUCAAUCUCUCCAUGAUCGUGUCUUCAAACUGUCCGAUCCAAAAUGAUGCAGUUACUUUUGUAAGGUGUCCAUCGAUAGUGGAUUAUGGUGGUUUUUACGAAUAUUCCGUGGAUUUCUUCAUAAGUAGACCCAUUGGAGAUUAUACGGUGAGUCAUAUAACAGGAUAAAACACGUAUUAUUCGAGUAACUUAUCUAAUGUCCGUUAAUUCUAUGGACCGCCAUCAACUUAUCAGUCAAAUUUCGAUCACCGAUCUUCUCAUCCUGGCUCUUGAAUAAACUAAUUAAUCUUUUCUCCUCGGAUUGUUUUUCACGCGUCUUCUGACCCUGUC